GAGUGGGUGUGGAAUUUGGUGGAUUUCUGGGGGAUUCUGGGUAGAUGUGGGGGGAGGGAACGUCCCACUCCCCCAAAUAUUGUUUUAACCCUCCUACGAUGUUGUCAUCCACACUCAAAUCAAAUUUGCUGCCUGAGGUGGAUAGUUUGUGGACUGUUGUUGUGAUUUCAUGCGAGAGUUAUUCCAAGUUGAAAAUAGAUUUUGAGCUCUGGCGAAACGUUUCAACGUUAUGUGGUCAAGUACAUAUGAUGGAGAAGGAGAUCAACAACAACAACAGAGAAAAGAACAAGAAGAACAUAAACAGGAAUAUGAGCAAGAAAUGAGAGGAAGGAGUGGGGAUUUACCUUUCUACAAUGAGAUGAGAAGCAACCGCAUUAUGUCACAGAUUUAGAGCACGAAGUGAUGACCUACAAUUCGCCGCGCUAAGCCUCCUCUUUAAUUUCUCAAUUAUCCUGAUCGUCAUCGCUGUUGACACGUUAUCAAUUAUGUCAGCUUAACAGACCGCAAAAAUGUCAUUUGGCAACAGAAAUGUCAUCAAUCAUUACGAUCUUUGUAGGUCGGUGAGAUUGAAUGAGGAUUCAUACUGCAAAUAAAUAGCCUAGUAUAACCCCGGUUUUGGAACGUAAGGUGGUGUGACAAAAUGGCAAUGUAAAUUAAAAGCUAGUUCUUC
Messenger RNA from Nilaparvata lugens (brown planthopper), 670 nucleotides. RefSeq lists its product as uncharacterized. NCBI's taxonomy places the organism in Eukaryota, Metazoa, Arthropoda, Insecta, Hemiptera, Delphacidae. The coding region runs from base 45 to 323 and encodes 92 amino acids. The record is from RefSeq and is a predicted model, not a curated record. The transcript has 2 exons.